GAAUGGUUCCGGGGUAUAUAAAACAGAAGUUGUAGAAACCUAGUCAUAGACAGGACAGAGCUCUACAGAUAUAUAACAUACGACGAGAAAAAACAAGACAUUAACUGUUUGACCAGUUAAUACUUCUCGUGUCUUUAUAAUUUUCAAAAUGAAAAUUACGUUGUUUUGUGUGUUGGUAUUUUGGACGAUUUGUUCGACUACAUCGAGAGAGAUUCCACAACAGUACUCACGAAAUGCCAGAAUAGCAAAAGAAUUAAAUGAACUGGAACAUCUAUUGAAAGACCGAGAAUAUGAGACACAUAAUCCCAGUGAUGUUGAAAGGGAGACAACCCUGCAGGAACCAGAGGAAGAAGAAGAAAGGGAGCUGGAGGUCAGACAAGGAAGUUUUGGGAAACGACAUCUUGACAGACCGAGCAAGUCUUAUGCAAGGAAAAUGGAAGAAGGCAUGCAAAAACUAACACAAAGGAAAAGGUUGUUGGCAGAGAGAAAUAUGAAAGAAUGGAGGAAAUCAAAUGGAGAUCUACCUGAACCCGAGAACAUUGACCCUGAUGACCCUGAAUCUAACCUGUUUGAAGGUAUGGAAAUUGAAAACAAUGGACAUCCUCAUCUAGUUCAAGGACUCCACCCAGAAAACAGCGCUAAGACGUAUGGUGAUUCCCAUGACUCGCACAAACUUAUACCAGAACAAGAAGUACUAGCCAAGAAAUCACGUUACUCAAGUGGCAGAAAGAGAAAUUUUGACACUUAUACCCCUUGGCUUUGGAAAAAUGGAAUUGUUCCUUAUAGUAUGUUUAACAUGUCUGCAAAUGCUCAGACAGUGAUCAACAAAGCCAUUCAACAGGUCAAUGACUACACCUGUGUUAAAUGGGUAACAACCAGUGAUCCCCUAUUCAACUCAACAGCUCUUGGACACUCUAAUGUUGUUACAUUUAUAAAUGCAGGUGGAUGUUGGUCCUAUGUCGGCAAUGUUAAUCCUUAUGGUAACAAUGUACAGCCAGUGAGCUUAUCAGAACCAGGUUGUAUUAGCGUUAGCACAUCUGUGCAUGAAAUGUUGCAUGCCAUGGGAGGACAUCAUGAACAAUCUAGAACUGAUCGUGAUGGUUACGUCAGUAUUGCUUGGCCAAAUGUAAAGCCAUCAUGGAAUGGACAGGCAUAUGUACAAAAUAAUAACAUGGCCAAGUCCAACACACAAGACAACAACCCUUACGAUGCAGAAUCAUCUAUGCAGUAUAGUUUAUAUGCCUUUACCAACAAUGGCCAGAAAACAAUUCUCUUUAAAGAUCAAAGAUUAGAGUUUUUGGCUGAUUCAGCUGAUGGUUUAGAGUUCUAUGAUAUACAAGAUGUUACUGAUGCUUAUAAAUGUACAGACCACUGCACCAACAAACCUAACUGUCAGAAUGGAGGCUUUGUUAACUUUCAAUGUACAUGUACUUGUCCAGAUGUACUGACUGGAGCCACCUGUGAACAGACUGUCUCUAAUAGUCAAACUUGUGGUGGUGUUAUCAACCUUGCUGCAGGAGAGGAAAGGUUGAUCCAAUCACCAAACUAUCCAUCUAACUACCCAACAGGACUAGAAUGUACCUGGUUAAUAAAGGGACCAGCUAAUAGUUUAGUAAGAGCCUCUGUACAGUAUAUGGAUCUAACUUCUGGUAGCGCAUGCAGUCAUUGGUUGGAGUAUAGAUAUAACUUAUUGGGACAGAAAGGUCCAAAGGUAUGCGGAACAAACUUUGUGGCUGACGUUGAAAAAUGGGACAGUUCACCAGAUGAGCUGAGCAAUGCAAUGAUAAUUAGAUUUGACAGUAACACAUACUCAUCAGCGGCUACUUCCAAAGGAUUCUCCAUUAAAGUGUCACCAAUAGGAGCUGGUUGUCUCAAUAACCCUUGUGUAUUAGGAACAUGCAGCAGCCCUUUGAAUUCUGGUACCUACACAUGUGCAUGUAACCCAGGUGUAACAGGGACAAACUGUGAUCAAUUAACUACAUCCUAUCAAGUUAUUUGUACAUUUGAGUUUGGAGAAAAAUGUCCAUUUGAAAAUGAAGGAAGUAAUGCAAUAAAUUGGGACACUAACAGUCAAGGUACCCCAUCAAGCAAUACGGGACCAAGCAAUGCUCACGGAGGGUUCCAGUACGUGUAUACAGAGAUGUCAGGAAAAAAUCCUGGUGAUAAAGCUACCAUGUCAACAACUUCACAGUUACCAACUACUAGUCGCUGUAUGACGUUUUAUUAUCACAUGAAGGGAUCUACUAUGGGUACUUUAAACAUAUACUCUGAGGGGACAAAUACAGCCAAAUCUAAUAUAUGGACACGGUCGGGUGCUCAAGGCGAUGAUUGGAUCAAAGCAGAAAUAGACAUACCUGCCAUUAAUGGUCUAAAGAUGACAAUUGAAGGUGUUCGAGGAUCUGAUUGGUCAAGUGACAUAGCCAUUGAUGAUGUAUCACUUAUUCCAGGAACUUGUGGCAACCCAGUUACAUCUGGUCCAACUACCGCUGGUCCAGUUACAGCUGCACCAACUACGCCUUCACCAAAUACGCCUUCACCAACUACACCUUCACCAACUACGCCUUCACCAACUACACCUUCACCAAAUACGCCUUCACCAACUACAGCUGCACCAACUACAGCUUCACCAACUACAGCUUCACCAACUACAGCUUCACCAACUACAGCUUCACCAACUACAGCUUCACCAACUACGUCUCAACCAACAGAUGGCACCCAGACAUGUACAUUUGAAGAUGAUGCUCCAUGUUUUUUGGUUGAAGCUACAAAUGAUGAUUUUGAUUGGACUCUUAGAAGUGGAAGCACUCCAUCUGGGGGCACUGGACCACAAUCAGCUGUAGAAGGCGGUAAAUACAAGUAUGUAGAAGUUUCUUCACCAAGAGCUAGCAAUGAUGUGGCUAGGUUGGAAUCGUCAACGAUCUUAAAUGCAGGUGACUAUUGUUUGACUUUUCAAUAUCACAUGUUUGGUUUGGAUACAAUGGGAGAUCUCAAAAUAUCAACUGGAGUUACAGCCCCUGAAAAUGAAAUAUUUAUAGAAUCUGGUAACCUUGGUGACCAGUGGAACAAGGGAAUGGUUACAAUUUCUAAUGCUGCAGGAAUGAAGUUAUUUAUAGAAGCUAAUAAAGUAACAUCCUGGAAAGGAGAUAUUGCUAUAGAUGAUAUACAACUUAUGCCUGGAGCGUGUGCUGGUGUGAGUCCAUGUGACACCAGUCCUUGCCAAAAUGGUGGAUCCUGUUCAGAAACAACAACAGCCAUUGGUUACACCUGUUCUUGUGUGGGUGGAUUUGUGGGACAAAACUGUGACCAAGUUGAUGGCAAAACAGUAUCAGAAUUUACUUGUGGCUUUGAAACAGAAAAUAAUUGUGUGUUUGAAAAUGUUGAUGAUGAUGAUUUUCAAUGGACUUAUAGAUCUGGAUCAACCCCAAGUGCUGGUACAGGCCCUUCUAGUGCAUAUGAAGGCACGCAGUAUGUCUUCACUGAGGCCUCAUCUCCACGUGGUCAGGGGGACAAAGCUGUUUUGUCCACUGUUAAUACUUUGCUUGCAGGUACAAGUAGCUAUUGCUUGCAGUUUUAUCUACAUAUGUAUGGUACUCCUGGUACUAUUGAGGUCAAGUUUGGUAACCGUGGUUCUUCUUCUUCUUCUGUGUGGUCCAAGUCUGCUGACCAAGGAAAUCAAUGGGUCUUCCAUCAAGUGGAAUUACCUGCCAGCUUCACAGAUCCAGUGAUUUUCUUUGAGGCAAUCAGAGGGUCAUCAUAUAAAGGGGAUGUAGCCCUUGAUUCAGUUAAACUUAUUUUGGGACAAUGUGCCUCUGGACCGUCUGCCUGUGCUACAAACCCUUGUAACAAUGGUGGUAGCUGUAAUGAGGAUGGCAGUUCUGCUGGUUAUUAUUGUAAUUGUAUGACAGGCUGGUCAGGAGAUAACUGUGAUGUUCAAGAUGUAUCGGGUAAUUCCUACAGCUGUGGAUUUGAGACAGCUGGUGCACCAUGUAUUUUCAAGGAUACAACUAAUGAUGAAUUUAAUUGGACACGACGUACUAAAUCCACCCCAAGUAGUUCAACAGGACCAACCGAUGCAGCCACAGGAGAUUACUACAUGUACAUAGAGACGUCCUCCCCAAGAGUUAUUGGUGAUACAGCUGUUCUCACAACUCAAGAUACUAACUUACCCGCUGGUAGUUGGUGUCUCACCUUCCAGUAUCAUAUGAAGGGAUCAAGCAUGGGAUCAUUGGAAGUAUUUGCUGGGGAUAGAUCAUCUUCUCUGACGAGUAUCUGGACAAAAUCAGGAGAGCAAGUUGAUCCAGACUUAUGGAAAACUGCUACUAUAGAUAUACCACAACAAAGUAGUCCUGUUAUCAUGAUAGAUGGAAUCAGAGGUAGUUCAUAUAGAGGUGACCUUGCUAUUGAUGAUAUCACCCUCAAUGCUGGUACAUGUGCUAGUGCUGGAAAGUAAAGAGAAACAGAUUAACUCUACAACCAUGACUAGGAUGGUGUGAUAUUUACACUUAUAAUGUUCAUGUGAUAUUAACAGUUACUAUACUGUUUCAGCAAUUUUUAAAUAUAAUAGAAAUAUGUUUAAAUGCAA
Messenger RNA from Mytilus trossulus (common blue mussel), 4582 nucleotides. Its product is annotated as MAM and LDL-receptor class A domain-containing protein 1-like. The record is from RefSeq and is a predicted model, not a curated record. Gene Ontology annotation, cellular component: membrane. The coding region runs from base 149 to 4450 and encodes 1433 amino acids. Lineage: Eukaryota; Metazoa; Mollusca; Bivalvia; Mytilida; Mytilidae. Gene Ontology annotation, biological process: proteolysis. Gene Ontology annotation, molecular function: metalloendopeptidase activity; zinc ion binding. The transcript has 36 exons.